AUGAACGGAGGAAACUCUUCUAACAAUGUUAAUGGGUUACCUAUGAAUUUGGACAUGAACUUAUCGUUAGAUUCACUUGAUCAUCAACAAGUGCCUUUGAGAAAUACCCGUAGAAGAUAUUCACCCGAUAUUAAUGGAAAUCUGCAAUCCCAUCUUCUCCAACCAACCAAUUAUUUCAUGCAAAACCCUAAUCACGAUCCCGUUGCCAUCACCACCGGUGCUCGUUUAAGCACUAUGACGUCACCUCUGAUCCAAACCAAUAGUCCGUCCAUGAUGUGGCCGCAGCCGCAGCAGCCAAUUCAUGAUCAAAACCCCAUCCCCGUCCACCAUUUCUCUCCAAUUGAUUAUAAUGAGUUUUCCUAUCCUAAUCAAAAUCAACUCCCUCUUCACAUGAGUGUUAAUCAAAAUCAACCCUCUCCCCACAGUGUUGAUCAAGAACUGCAAUCUUACUUGGCUUGGCAGCAGACACAGAAUUAUAAUCAAAAUCAAUCACCUCCUCCCAGUUUUAAUCUUGGCUACUUCAAUCCCCAAUACCUGGAAUCCUACUUGGAUUGGACCCGGGCACAGAAUUAUACUCUACAAAUCAUGAAUAAUUAUAUUGUUAGAGCUUCAACCGGCACUAAUUCCAGGCCCAUUGCUCCUGCUGCUGUUACUAGACUGUCGUCAUCAAGGCGUAACAGCCGCAAUAAUAAUAAUAAUAAUGCUUCAAAUGUUCCCGCUAUUUAUCAACAUAGAUCAAUCACAACUGGAAGAAGGAGAAGGAACAUGCUUGUUAGCUCCAUGUUUGAAUCAAAUGCCCCAGCUGCAGCUGCUGCUACUGCUACUGCUACUGCUACUGCUAUUGUCUUCGGGGAGAAUUUCAUAACUCCUGAUAAUUUUUAUAAUAUGAUGACUCAUGAGGAAAUAUCCAUAAGUCCGAUGCGAGAAGAAGUUGACCAUGAAACUGGAUUGAACGAGGGAGAGAUUAUGAUGAGCGUGCAUAGACUGAGGCAUUGCCAUUAUUUGUUAAGUGAACAUGAAGGAGAAGAAGAGUUUAACCAAGAAGAGGAUGAUAUAUGCAAAUUGAGUUGCAAUCAUAUUUACCAUUUUGAAUGCAUUAAGACAUGGCUAAUGCAAAAGAAUUUUUGCCCAAUUUGUAAAACACCUGCUAUGUUUUUUUAA
Molecule: messenger RNA, 1161 nt
Organism: Impatiens glandulifera
Lineage: Eukaryota; Viridiplantae; Streptophyta; Magnoliopsida; Ericales; Balsaminaceae
Product: probable E3 ubiquitin-protein ligase RHG1A
Exons: 4
Coding region: 1-1161 (386 amino acids)
Molecular function (GO): ubiquitin protein ligase activity
Source: RefSeq, a predicted model, not a curated record